CUGAUGGUUGGGAUUUGUUUGUUUUUAUUUUUGCUAGCAAUCGGGUUCAGUCUGUCAGCGCCGGGCAGCGACACAUUCAGAUUAGAGUAAUAUGCCAGGACAUAGAUGUCAGCAGUAACUGAUACAUCUGUCGGCUGGUGAAAAGACCGAUAAUGUUAAUGCGUCUAUGAGACAACACGAAGUGUCCUCACUGUAGCUAAUUAAAAGCUGUAAAAUCGAUUAGCUUGACGGUGUUGUGUACCGCUGACAGCUCGCUAGCUCGCUAAUAGAAGCGCGAUUGAUGCGAGCUGUAAGCCGAGCUACAAAGCCCGCUAGCUAGCCAGCCAGCUAGCUACCUGCCUGGACUGGAGACGAGGAACACCGCUUGCUAGCUAGCCAGCCAACCAAGGACCCUCUCCAUAAAUCCUAAUCAGCCUUGCCACCGCCUGUUCUUAAAACUGACAUUUUUUCCCGUGUCUUCCUAACAAUGGGAAACGCCGCCGCGGCCAAGAAAGGCAACGAAUUAGAAAGCGAAGCUUUUGUGAAAGAAUUUUUAGCCAAAGCCAAAGAGGAUUUCUUAAGGAAAUGGGAGUGUCCUCCACAGAGCACAACAUGCCUUGAUGACUUUGAGAGACUGAAAACUCUUGGUACAGGCUCUUUUGGAAGAGUUAUGUUAGUGAAACAUAAAGGAACAGAGCAAUACUAUGCUAUGAAGAUCUUGGACAAGCAAAAAGUGGUGAAGCUGAAACAAAUAGAACACACAUUAAAUGAGAAGAGAAUAUUGCAGGCGGUAUCUUUCCCUUUCCUUGUCAGAUUGGAAUAUGCUUUCAAGGACAACUCAAACCUGUAUAUGGUUAUGGAGUAUGUCCCCGGUGGAGAGAUGUUCUCACACCUUAGACGAAUUGGAAGAUUCAGCGAGCACCAUGCAAGGUUCUACGCAGCUCAGAUUGUACUCACGUUUGAGUACCUCCACUCUCUAGACCUCAUCUACAGAGACUUGAAGCCUGAGAAUCUUCUCAUUGAUCAGCAUGGAUACAUUCAGGUCACAGAUUUUGGCUUUGCAAAAAGAGUAAAAGGCAGAACCUGGACGUUGUGUGGGACACCAGAGUACCUGGCUCCAGAGAUUAUCCUUAGCAAGGGCUACAAUAAGGCAGUUGAUUGGUGGGCUCUUGGUGUUCUUAUCUAUGAAAUGGCAGCUGGCUACCCACCCUUUUUUGCUGACCAGCCCAUCCAGAUUUAUGAGAAAAUUGUAUCUGGCAAGGUCAGAUUCCCCUCUCACUUCAGUUCAGACCUAAAGGACCUGCUGAGGAAUCUUCUUCAGGUUGACCUCACAAAACGCUUUGGCAAUCUAAAGAAUGGGGUCAAUGACAUUAAAAACCACAAGUGGUUUGCUACGACAGAUUGGAUUGCCAUUUAUGAAAAGAAGGUAGAGGCGCCCAUCAUACCAAAGUGCAGAGGGCCAGGCGACACAAGCAACUUUGACGACUAUGAAGAGGAAGAGAUCCGGAUCUCAGACACGGAAAAGUGCGCAAAGGAAUUCUUGGAGUUUUAGUGGGAGGGAGGAUUCUCCUAGGGCUCUUACAUUUUUGGAUUUUUUUUUUCUUUAUUUUGCACUCCUUUGAAGGUGAGAGUGAAGCUAUGACCAUCAUGUGUUUAGACUAUUUCACAUUUCUUCAUUCCAUAAGGCUGAGAGAGAUUCAUGAGUGCCAUGUUUCUCUGGGUGCAGUUUGCACUAAACUAUACAUAGACACGAGGUGCAGUUUCUCUUUUGGGCUGCAACACGAAGCACCAGACCACACCCUUAGUCUUGUUUUUUUUUUUUUUUUUCUUUUUUUUUUUUUUUCUAUUCUGUUUCAAAAUCAUGUUAAAGAAUGAUGUGUUCUUCCUGUUGUUGUUAUUAUUGUGUUUUUUUUUUUUAUAUAUAUAUUUAUGAAAAGGGAAGAGGCCAGUUACUCUUAUUUGUGGUGACGCAGUUGUUUUAAUUUUAGUCUGUAAUAAUGCACUUUUUUUAAGGAUUGGUGCUGCUUGUUCUUGCCAGCAACAUCUUUUGUCUGUUACGUGUUCAUUCAGUUUUUAAGCUUCACACUGUCUGAUGCACCACAACUUUACGCCCCCUCUCUGUGUGUGUGUGUGUGUGUGUGUGUGUGUGUGUGUGUGUGUGUGUGUGUGUGUGUGUGUGUGUAAGAGAGAGAGAGAGAGACAGAGAAGAGUGAGUGAGCAUGUGUAUAUGUGUGAAGAAUAAAAACUGUUGAAGGCAUUUCUUUUUAAAGGCAGAAUAAUCAGAUAGGUACACAGUAUCAGCCAGAGCACAUACAUGGCAACACCCUCAACUGCUAGCCCAAUACAUAUCGUUAAAACAUUAUCAUUCAUGUCAUUUUUAAGCACACUGUGCUUUGGUAUUUUUAUGAUUAAUGACCUAGAAAUAUUUAUUUCCAGUAAAAGAUUAAUACACCAGCAUGAAAAUGGCAGGCUGUUACUCUGUGAAGCCAUGUCAUCUGGUUUAAGUCAACAGCUUAACUCAUUGGGUUUUUUUGUUUGUUUUUUUGCAAAAAAAUGUCAUGAAGUGUCUGUUUUGUUUCUCUUCCCUCUUUUUGUCACCUUACAUACUCAGCUGUAUCACAUAUCCAUUCAACAUCCAUUCAACUAAAUUGCCAUCAGAACUAGUAUGUAAAGCCAAAUGGUGGUUACAAAGUGGCAUUCACAUCCAGCACAAAAAAAAUACAAUGUUUUGCUGACUGGACCGUCAGCCUUACGGCUGUGUUUCAUACGUCUGUUUCCUUUAUGGAUUUUAUUUAUAAAUACGUUAAAGAGAUGGCUUAUAUAUGUAAUGUUCUACUUGUCGAGCUGGCCUAACUGACAUUUCAAGAAAAUUGUCAUUGAAGGUUCUUAACAAAUUUCUAGUUGAAGGCGGUGUGUUUUUUAUUUAUUUCAUUGGAAUGUUUAGCACUUGACACUCCCAAAAAUGAUAUUUAAAAAAAUUAUUUAGUUAUUUCACUCGUCAGUGUGGGCUAUAGUAUGCAAUGUCUGUAUUUAGUUUGUAUGAUAAUUUGCACAAUGUCAUUUAGAAAGCUGCCCCCCUUCCCCUGUAUUAUUACAUGUAUUUUUAAGGGACGUGUACACCUCUUCGCUGUAGCAUAUUUUAUGUAUCAGAUGAUAUGUCACUGUAACAAAUAAAAGAAAAUGCUUUGUA
Messenger RNA from Pygocentrus nattereri (red-bellied piranha), 3169 nucleotides. RefSeq names its product protein kinase, cAMP-dependent, catalytic, beta a (gene prkacba). Lineage: Eukaryota; Metazoa; Chordata; Actinopteri; Characiformes; Serrasalmidae. Gene Ontology annotation, biological process: peptidyl-serine phosphorylation. The transcript is spliced from 11 exons. Gene Ontology annotation, molecular function: ATP binding; cAMP-dependent protein kinase activity. The record is from RefSeq and is a predicted model, not a curated record. Gene Ontology annotation, cellular component: nucleus; cAMP-dependent protein kinase complex. The coding region runs from base 467 to 1531 and encodes 354 amino acids.